AUUAAUAUUAUCUAAAAUUUCAGUGUCAAAUACUAGAUGAAAAGCUACGUGACUCGCAUUUAUUCAUGGAGUUUGAACGCAUACCGAAGCGACGAGAUCAUGCUUUAUACGAAUGCGCCCUACUGGAGGAGAACGAGCCAAAGAACCACGACCCUAACUUUUUACCGUAUGACGACAAUAGAGUGCGAUUAACGCCAUCAAUGGACAAUCGCCAUGGUUAUGUUAAUGCCUCCUAUAUAUCUGCUACUGUUGGCACAAAGCAACGCUUUUACAUUGUAGCUCAAUCCCCGCAUGAGGCGCUAAACAUGCGCAUAUUCUGGCAAUGUGUCUGGGAGGCAGAUGUGUAUUUGGUGGUUCAGCUAACCGAGGAUAUGAGCUAUAUUCCACUUAACAGUCUUCAGCGUCUAGAGUUUGGCCAGUUUCAAGUAUAUCAGGAAUUCUCACAAACCACUGAUCGUUGCACCACUAUCAAGUUGCGUCUUUACCACAUACCGUCGCGUCGGUACCGUUCCGUCUGGUAUUUGCAGUAUGCGGACUGGGCGGAGCAAAACUGUCCGCGUGACGUUAACCACUUUCUCGAUUUUCUCGAAGAGCUGAACUCUGUAAGACUGGCAUCCACGCAAGAAGUUCCGCCGGGGCACAACACAAACCCACCGGUUCUAUUACAUUGCCUGGAGGGAGGUGGUCGUUCUGGAGUGACCCUGACUGCAGAUCUUUUGCUAUACACUCUGGAUCAUAACGAGGAUCUAGAUAUACCUCGUGUGAUUGGCCAGCUAAGGCAUCAACGGGACAGCAUUAUACCAUCUCUCGCACAAUACAAAUUUAUUUACAAUCUGUUAAUUACCUAUUUGAAGCGCACGAGGCUAAUCUAGGAUGGAGUCUAAAGAAUUUGUCUAUAAGUAUUGUAUUAUCAUAAUAUCGUAUUGUACAUUUUUGUAGACAUCAUUUUUUAAAAUGUGUAUAAUAUCGUUUAAAAUGUUUUAUCUCGAUUGGCAGCUGUUGUUCUCGAAACUGUUACAUUAAACCCUAAACCCUAAAAACUAAACCCUUUACAACGAGACAUACAUAAAAUUACGAAUUGUUGUUGUUGUUUUGUUUAGUCGAUAAAACCGCCACUAAACUAACAAUAGCCACAAAAAUUGUCCUUAGGUUUAGAGACAAACUAUUUUACCCUCAGAUUUGUCAGAUUUAUUAAAUGCGUUAAAACAUUUAAGAAAAAUUUUUAAAUUCAAAAA
Messenger RNA from Drosophila takahashii, 1235 nucleotides. RefSeq names its product protein tyrosine phosphatase non-receptor pez. NCBI's taxonomy places the organism in Eukaryota, Metazoa, Arthropoda, Insecta, Diptera, Drosophilidae. Gene Ontology annotation, biological process: protein dephosphorylation. The record is from RefSeq and is a predicted model, not a curated record. Gene Ontology annotation, molecular function: protein tyrosine phosphatase activity.